Molecule: messenger RNA, 1521 nt
Organism: Copidosoma floridanum
Lineage: Eukaryota; Metazoa; Arthropoda; Insecta; Hymenoptera; Encyrtidae
Gene: alka
Product: glycine receptor subunit alpha alkaliphile
Biological process (GO): monoatomic ion transmembrane transport
Cellular component (GO): membrane
Molecular function (GO): transmembrane signaling receptor activity; extracellular ligand-gated monoatomic ion channel activity
Source: RefSeq, a predicted model, not a curated record
GAAGAGCGCGACUCUGGUCGCACGUCUUCUCGCGUACUCCACCAUCGUUGGCUCCCUCACCGCGGUCUUCUCCAUGAAUACUUAUGCACCUCACGGGGAGAACCAUACCACGUGGCCGAGGAUGGUUUUGCCUGAGCAUUACAUAAAAGAAAUAAGACCACCUACGAAGGGCCGAUCCCCAGUGGUCGUGCAUUUCAACAUAUUCGUCGUCGACAUAAACUCCAUCAACGUCGAAGACAUGGAUUUUCGGGUCGACAUGUUUAUCUACCAAACCUGGACGGAGUCCCGUUUGAGGAUGCCCCUCGAAAUUUUCGAAGACGGAGAGGACUACGUGACGCUUCCGCCCGAAUUUUUCGACCACAUCUGGCAGCCCGACCCGUAUUUCUUGAAUUCCAAGGUCUCGGAGAUCUCGGCGCUUAACAACAAGCACUCCUCCGUCACCCUCUACAGGAAUAAAACCGUCCGUUACGCGGCGCGAAUGCACGCAAUUAUCGCCUGUCAGAUGGAAUUUCAAUUUUAUCCGAUUGACAUGCAAGUUUGCCCGAUGUACAUCGAAAGCUUCUCCUACGACAGCGAAAAACUGAGCCUCCGAUGGGGCCCCGAGGGAGUCGUCGUCAACCCCGAGCUGAAGCUGCUCCAGUACAACUUGGAAAACCCGCUCAAGGCGGGCGAGUCGGUGAUAUUCAUAAACGAGAAAAAUGGCAACUUUUCGCGGCUGAUGGUCUUUUUCCAGUUCGAGCGUCAGAUCGGCCACCACUUGAUACAAACUUUCGCCCCUUCGAGUCUCGUGGUCAUGCUUUCUUGGUUCAGCUUCUGGCUCGGCCUCGACGCCAUCCCAGGACGUAUCACGCUCCUCGUAACGAGCAUGCUCACCCUCGUCACUAUGUUCACCGGCCUCAAGAGCGACAUACCGCCCGUCGCUUACGUCAAGGCUCUGGAUCUCUGGAUGGCUGGGUGCAUGUUCUUCGUUUUUUCGGCACUCGGCGAGUUUGUCGUGGUCAAGGUCUUGGAUUUGGAGUACCAGAGGGAGUGCGAGGCCUUCAACGCUUACAGACGCUUGCCUACGAGGCUGUCGAUCGUUGAGAAGAGCGUGUCCGUGUGGGACUACGAAUCCGUGUACUCGCCGAAAUCGCGAAACAAGCGAGCGGGUAGCCGCAAUCUUUUGCAGAACACUUGGCUGGACCCCGAGGUUUUGAUAAGGAGACCAAAGAACCGAGCGGAGCAGAUCGACAAGUACAGUCGCAUGAUUUUCCCCACCCUUUUCAUGGUCUUUAGUUUUCUCUACUGGCCGAUCCUGUUGCUGAAAAAGACCUGAGAAGAUACGAUUCGCUCCGCUUUUUCCUCUACGAUGGACGAUGGAGAGCUUGAAGCUUUUGUCAAACAGUCGACCUGCUUGCAUUGACGCGUUGUUAUCCAAGUUGUCGCGUUAUUUUCUUGAAUCUUAUGUAGAAACAUAGAGACGAUGUUACAUGCAAAUUUUUUCAAUAAAGUCGUUAAUUUUUUUCAUAUUAUUUAUCAAUC